Anisakis simplex (herring worm) is the source of this 423-nucleotide messenger RNA. The record is from the annotation of a GenBank genome assembly. Lineage: Eukaryota; Metazoa; Nematoda; Chromadorea; Rhabditida; Anisakidae.
AUGGUGCGUGACUAUAUCAGUCAAAAAUGUCCCUGGAGAAAAGGGAAAAUCAUCGGAAGACGAGGAAAUGUGAUAUGGCUCGUCAAGGUCGGUAAAUUAACUUGGAGACGUCACACCAACCAAAUUCGGCGUCGAAAUAUUGAGUUGAAUCACGGUGAUUCACUUAAUAACGAUGGAUCGAUCGCGAACGAGGAUCAACAGUCAAUCGAACAAGGAUGCGAUGCGGACGAGGAUCAACAGUCAAUCGAUCUAUUCAAUGGACCGAACUUAUCCGAUGGCGAUGAUCAUCAAAGGACGGAAAUGGCGGAUAUCGGACGUGAUGGCGGCGACGUAGAGGUGCAAAGCAAUGGUCAUGCAGAAGUUCAUCAACAACUUCGUCGAUCAAAGCGUGCGACCAAACCCCCCAAUCGACUCAGUUAUUGA